AUGGUCCUUCCCUCGACUUGUCCUGGUGUUGUCCUCAGGGAGGAGCACAGUGAGGAGCCGUUGGGAGCCGCCUGGAUGGCUCCGGAGGGUGACACAGAAGCACCUGGGGCAGGGGGGCACGACUCGGGCACGCGGCGCCGCGCGGCUUCCAGAGCAGGGCUGCACCGCGCUGGCUCCCGGCACUGCUGCCUCACGCUCUCUUUUCUCCUCUUUUCCCUGCGCGCUGCCAAGGCUGCCAAGCAGAUCAAGGAUAGCGUGACGAUGGCGCCCGCCUUCCGCCUCUCGCUCAAGGCCAAGGUGAGCGAUAACAUGAGCCACUUGAUGGUGGAUUUCGCCCAGGAGCGGCGCCUGCUCCAGGCUCUCGCCUUCCUGCCAGGCCCCAGCACCCCCGAGAUCGACCUGGCCGAGUCGCUGGUGGCCGACAACUGCGUGACGCUGGCCUGGCGGCUGCCCGACGAGGACAGCAAGAUCGACCACUACGUGCUCGAGUACCGCAAGACCAACUUCGAGGGGCCGCCCCGCGCCAAGGAGGACCAGCCCUGGAUGGUGAUCGAGGGCAUCAAGGGCACCGAGUACACCCUGUCUGGGCUGAAGUUUGACAUGAAAUACAUGAAUUUCCGGGUACGGGCGUGUAACAAGGCCGUAGCGGGCGAGUUCUCCGAGCCGGUCACUUUGGAGACCAGAGCGUUCAUGUUCCGGCUGGACGCCAGCACGUGCCACCAGAACCUGCGCGUGGAGGAGCUCAGCGUGGAGUGGGACGCCACGGGCGGCAAGGUGCAGGACGUCAAGGCCCGCGAGAAGGACGGCAAGGGCAGGACGGCCUCGCCGGCCAACUCGCCCGCCAGGGCCGUGCAGUCGCCCAAGAGGAUGCCCUCGGGGCGCGGGGGCAGAGACCGCUUCACUGCCGAGUCCUACACGGUGCUGGGGGACACGCUCAUCGACGCCGACGACCACUACUGGGAGGUGCGGUACGACCGCGACAGCAAGGCCUUCGGCGUCGGCGUCGCCUACCGCAGCCUGGGCAAGUUCGACCAGCUGGGCAAGACCUCGGCCUCCUGGUGCCUCCACCUCAACAACUGGCUCCAGGUGAGCUUCAGCGCCAAGCACGCCAACAAGGCCAAGGUGCUGGACGUGCCCGUGCCCGACUGCAUCGGCGUCUACUGCAACUUCCACGAAGGGUUCCUGUCCUUCUACAACGCCAGGACCAAGCAGCUGCUGCACACGAUCAAGGCCAAGUUCACCUUUGCUGGGUGCUGCUGCAUGCAGCCAGGUGCAGCAAUAGAUGCAAUGGAUACACAGAGCCUGGCCAGCGAGGGUGAGGAGGACGAGCUGCCCGAGGAGGAAGAGGAGGAGGUGGCGCCGAGGGAGGGCCGAGCACCGGAGCCACCCAAGAAGCCGGAGGAGCGGAGCAAGAAGCAGCAGGGCAGGAGCCUGGCGGAGCAGCCGGCGGCAGCGGAGGGGACAUCAGGGUGA
Molecule: messenger RNA, 1473 nt
Organism: Tinamus guttatus (white-throated tinamou)
Lineage: Eukaryota; Metazoa; Chordata; Aves; Tinamiformes; Tinamidae
Source: RefSeq, a predicted model, not a curated record